Auanema sp. JU1783 is the source of this 543-nucleotide messenger RNA. NCBI's taxonomy places the organism in Eukaryota, Metazoa, Nematoda, Chromadorea, Rhabditida, Rhabditidae. The record is from the annotation of a GenBank genome assembly.
AUGAGUGAAAAAGGACGCUUAGUGAACGAGUUCGAAUCUUACUUCUAUGAGUUUUCCCCUCGUGGAUUUACGGACGGAGUAUACAAUGCAAUUAUUGACAGCUGGAGCGAGUCUGUUGGAAUUCACCUCGAAGAUCCUCAAUUGGCAUCGCUAGUUGGCAACAAGAGUUUUCAAUCUGGAUUAUUAGGAUUCCUAUUCAGAUCGGAGUGUAAAUUCAAAACUAUUCUCAAUAACUUCACGGAUUACGCAAUCCGGUAUAUCUUCCGUAUUCCGACUUCUGUCACCCUACCUGAGCACAGGGAAGCUCAUGUUCUGGCUAUCGAACAAGAAAGGAAAGAGGAAAUGUAUGAUGCUACAGCUGUUGAGAAAAAGUUGAAAGCAAUGGAAUACAAAAUUAUUGAGAUGAGAUUCAAAAUCGCAGAAAUGAGAAGUUUGAUAAACGAAGUUGAUGACACUGCCAAAGUCAUGGAAGCUAUGGAGAAUGCAGCUGAACAAAAGGAACUAGAGUAUUCUCAAAACAGCACAAUAAUCGCUAGCCAAUAA